Suhomyces tanzawaensis NRRL Y-17324 is the source of this 1431-nucleotide messenger RNA. RefSeq lists its product as uncharacterized. The transcript has a single exon. The record is from RefSeq and is a predicted model, not a curated record. The coding region runs from base 1 to 1431 and encodes 476 amino acids. NCBI's taxonomy places the organism in Eukaryota, Fungi, Ascomycota, Pichiomycetes, Serinales, Debaryomycetaceae.
AUGUCUUCGUCGCCUAUCAGAAGUAGCGGGUUCUACAAGUCUGUGGGAGGAACAUCAAGAGUGAUAAACGACCAUAAUAGCAGAGUGCACAAGAAGACAAGUGCGUCAAAGCCAGCCAGCGGAUUGUUUGGCAGAUUGAAAAAGUACCUCGGAAAUGUGGUGGAGCGAUAUGAGACUGACGAUGCCAAUGUGAACAACGUGAGGAGCAUAUUGGGCAUCGACAGUAUGGAGGCUGUUCCCGAACAUGAGGCCACGCAACGGGAUGAUCUCCAGAAUGACAAGUCAAGAUACCUUGCAAGACACAACAUCGGGACGAACUAUAGAGAUAUUGAAUCCAAAUACAGUGGUCAAAAUAAAAGAGUUUCUUUUCGUGGUGCAGGGCAUGAAGACAUUCAGAUAUCGACAUUGAAAUCACAGCUAAAAGAGAAAAAUGAGUUGAUAGACAUGCAUAACCAGACUAUAAGUUCAUUGAACUCGAAGUACGACACCGCAUUGAAAAAUUUCAAUGUCGAAAUCGAAGAUUUGGAGCGUAAGAAUCAAAAGGCACUCGAGGAACAAGAGGCUCUCUCAAAAGAAAAUUCGGAAUUGAUCACUAAAAACAAGGAGUUGAAGCAAAAGAUGGCGCUGACUAUAGAAGAAUAUGAUAAGAAAUUUCAAGAGUUGUCCAAAGAAGAAACCAAACUAGCCAGCCAAUUAUUGAAGCUAGAGAGAAGAAGUAAAGAACUUGAGAACUUGGAGAUCGAGCUACACUAUCGCCAGUCAGAUUUGGAUCAACGAGAAAAGAGUAUGAAAGAAUUGGAACUUAAAAGUGCAGUUAUGAGGGAACUAACCCAAGUCAAGGAAACAUCAGAGAAACGUAGGGUUAAGCUUGAUCAAGAAGCAAUUCAAAUCAAAACCAUGAUAGAUAAACACUCAGAUGAAUUCAAGAGAUUGAGAAAACUUCAUGGAUACUCAAUUGAACCUAUAAGUUUGCGUGGAUUGGAAUCGUCUGAUCUGUUCAAAUCUAUCUUCGAAAAAAUCGAUAAUGAAAUUGAGUUUCUUCAAGCGUACAACAAUGACAAGGAUAUCAGUGUAGAACAGAUUGAUAACCCUACCAUUGAAGAACAGUUUCGAUCUUUCAACGAGGAGUUGCUCAGGAACAAAGCAUCAAAAGAAGAGAAAUUGAAGGAAUUAUCUGAAACAUUGCUAGUAAUGAAUCCCAAAAGUAACUCAAACCCAGAGAUAUUAUCAGAUAUACGCAAGUUGUACGUGAAGAAGUAUAAAGUGCUCUUUAAAUUGCGGACAAUCAAUCAAAUAUUGUCGAAGAUGAAUAUUGUCUUUGAGUACCAAGAAGAUUCAAAAGUAUUGCAACAAUUCAGCAAGCGGGGUCACUCAGAUAUCCAGGAGUUUUAUGGGAAGUUGAAGAGGGAAAUCGAGGAAAGAUACUUAUAG